AUGGCUAGCCCACAGGUUCUCGUGUUCGAUGCUGAGGGCCGCCCUGUGAAGUUUGACACCUGGCUCGAUGACCUGCACCUCUACCUACAGCUCACAGCCAAGGAUGACAUCUCACUGUACGAUCACGCCCUAGGCCUUGUCACUGCCCCUGCUGCUACUGCUGACAGCACUGCUCGCUCACAGUGGCAGACUCGUGAUGCCCACGCUCGCUUCGCCAUUCGCAACUCCCUGCCGAUAGACGAACGCGAGCACUUUGGUCACCACAAGACUGCACCGGCACUGUACACAGCUGUAGUUGCUCGCUACUCCUCACCUGCCUCUGCCGCACUAGGCCGUCUCUCCCUCCCCUACCUGUUUCCCGACCUGGCCUCCUUUCACACAGUCGCUGACCUCAUCACGCACCUCCGUACUAGUGAGGCCCGCUUCCGUGCCGCCAUGCCUGCUGAGUUCCUUGCCACGCACCCCCCUCCACUCUGGCUCACUCUCUAUCACCUAGUCACCCGCCUCCCUGACACACUGCGUGCUGUCAGGGACCACUUCCUAGCUCGUUGCCCCACUGAGCUCACCAUUGCCCUCCUCGAGAAGGAGCUACUUGCAGCUGAGGCUAGCAUAGUCGCUGUAGGUGCCUCUCGUGGCGACCCCCGUACCCCGUUCUUUGAGGGGUGUUCUCCUUCCCCCCUUCUUCCCUCUGUCGCCUCUGCUGCUGCUGUCGACCUUCUUGGUACUGAGAAGGUCGGUACUGCGUCUGCCUCGAGCGGACGCCGCAGCGGCAAGGGCAAAGGGGGCAAGGGUAGUGGCGGUGACGGCGGGGGAGGCGGCGGUGGGGGCGGUGGAGGCAGUGGGGGUGGUGGCUCGGCUGGAGGGGCGAGUGGUAGCGGUGGGGGUGGUGGCGGCAGCGACGGGGGAGGUGGCAGGAGUGGAGGCGGCGGUUGGGGUGGCGGUGGACGAGGCGGCGGCAGGGGGCCAGCAGCACACCCUCUCACCCCAGGAGGUCCGUGA
This is a messenger RNA of Closterium sp. Naga37s-1, 999 nucleotides long. The record is from the annotation of a GenBank genome assembly. NCBI's taxonomy places the organism in Eukaryota, Viridiplantae, Streptophyta, Zygnematophyceae, Desmidiales, Closteriaceae.